This is a messenger RNA of Python bivittatus (Burmese python), 475 nucleotides long. NCBI's taxonomy places the organism in Eukaryota, Metazoa, Chordata, Lepidosauria, Squamata, Pythonidae. The record is from RefSeq and is a predicted model, not a curated record.
GCAGACGAACUCAUCCGGGAGGUGACCAUCAACUGCGCCGAGCGCGGGCUGUUGCUGCUGCGCGUGCGGGACGAAAUCCGGAUGACCAUCGCGGCUUACCAGACGCUGUACGAGAGCAGCGUGGCCUUUGGCAUGAGGAAGGCCUUGCAGGCCGAGCAAGGGAAAUCGGACAUGGAGAAAAAGAUUGCAGACUUAGAGGAUGAGAAACGAGACUUGGAGAGGCAAGUGAAUGAGCAGAAGGCCAAGUGUGAAGCCAUUGAAAAGCGGGAACUUGAAAGGCGGCAAGUCGAAGAGAAGAAGCACACCGAGGAAGUCCAGUUCCUGAAACGAACUAAUCAGCAGCUCAAGGCACAGCUUGAAGGCAUCAUUGCACCAAAGAAAUAAGCCUUCUGUCAGCCCAGUGCAAAAAGUGCCUUGAGGGGAAAACGAGAACACAGCUACAGAGAAUUCUUCCGGAAAGCUUCCAGAAUCUACC